CAGGAAAUUAAUUACGUUGUAAAAGAAGGUAAAGCUGAUUAUUGUAGCGUUGACGCUACUGUUCACGUGCCCCAUUCCGAUCAACAGGUAAGUAAGAUUUACUAUCUCAGUCCGCGUAAAGUACAUUUAUUUGGUAUUCAAGAUGAAGCAGUACGCGAACAAAUUAAUUACGUUCUUGACGAAGACGAAAUUAUCGGCAAGGGCCCUAACGGCACACUGAGCCUGGUAUUCGAUGGAAUUAAGAAAUUGAAUAAAGGCGAAAAAUAUUUAAAGAUUACUUUAAUUUGCGGCUAUUAUGAAAGUAUCGAAUUAAAUUUUAUGGUACCGGGACAUACUAAAUUCAAAUGUGACGGUAGUUUCGGAUUAAUUAAAAAACUAUACCGAAAAACAACGGUAAAUUGUGUAAAACAUAUCGUUGAGGUUGUGAAAAAAUCAAGUGCAGCGGGAUUAAACAAGGCUCAGUGCUAUGAAAACGGCAAAGGUUUUCAAUAUUUAGAUAUUAAUUCCGUGUUGGGAAUUUUCUUUAAGAAAUUGAGUGGUUUACAAAAGUAUCAGCAUUUUGUAUUCGAAGCAGCCAAACCUGGUGUUGUCAAAGCUCAGCUGGUCGCUAAUGGCAUUUAUACUGAAUUUAAUUUGUUAAAAACUAGAAAAGCAAGUGUUUCUGAAGUUACCAAAGAAAUUAAAUCCUUUUCAAUUCUAGUACUAACCCCUUCUCCUUUGGAUUACAAAAGGCAAGAGUAUCUUUAUCAUAAUAUUCGCCCAUUUGUUAGAGAUGAAUUUAAAGACCUUACUUGUCCAAGACCAAUAUAUCCUGGCAAUGAAAAUAAAAACCUGUUAGAAGAAAACGAAAAUUUAAAACAACAAUUAGUUGAAUUAGCAAACAAAGAACAAGACUUAAACUUAAGAAUUUAUAAUGCAGUUGAAAGUGUUAAGGAGAGUGAAAAUCCAGAAAUUGCUGGAACUUUAAUGACUUUGGAACAACAUUUUCUACCCAAAGAUGAGUUAAUCCUGGAAAAUUUUGUUAAAGGUUGUGCUGAAUGA
Molecule: messenger RNA, 1041 nt
Organism: Ambispora leptoticha
Lineage: Eukaryota; Fungi; Glomeromycota; Glomeromycetes; Archaeosporales; Ambisporaceae
Source: the annotation of a GenBank genome assembly